This is a messenger RNA of Trichomycterus rosablanca, 1570 nucleotides long. RefSeq names its product adaptor related protein complex 4 subunit mu 1 (gene ap4m1). The transcript has 14 exons. Gene Ontology annotation, cellular component: cytoplasmic vesicle; clathrin adaptor complex; trans-Golgi network. Bases 48 to 1427 code for a protein of 459 amino acids. Gene Ontology annotation, biological process: protein targeting; Golgi to lysosome transport; intracellular protein transport. Lineage: Eukaryota; Metazoa; Chordata; Actinopteri; Siluriformes; Trichomycteridae. The record is from RefSeq and is a predicted model, not a curated record.
GAGAAACGUUGAAUUUUAGCGCGUAGUUGAAAGUGUGAAGUGGAAACAUGAUUUCCCAAGUGUUUAUUCUGUCAUGUCAGGGAGAUAAUCUCAUCUACAGAGACUUCCGUGGUGACGUCGGUAAAGACUCCAUGAGCACGUUUUACGAGAUGGUUUCAGCUCUGAGUGGAGAUCAGCCUCCCGUUGUCAUGACUCAUAAAGACGUCAAGUUUAUUCAUAUCAGACACGCCGGACUUUACUGGGUCGUCUCGACACAGACGGACCCGUCUCCGUUCACCAUCAUCGACUUUCUCAACAGGUUUUCGUCUCUGAUUAAGGAUUACUGCGGCGGUGUGUGUGAGAAAACCAUCCGCAUGAACUUCGCUCUGAUCUACGAGCUCCUGGACGAGAUGGUGGAUUACGGUUACAUCCAGACGACCUCCACGGACAUCCUGAAGAAUUUUAUACAGACGGAGCCGGUCUCGUCCAAACCCUUCAGUCUGUUCGACCUCAGUAAUGUAGCUCUGUUUGGAGCAGAUACGCAGCAGAGUAAAGUCGCUCCCAGUACUGCAGCUACACGCCCCAUAAUGGCUUCUCACGGUGAACAGGGGGGGAGGAACGAGAUCUUUGUGGACGUGGUGGAGAGACUGUCGGUGGUUAUCGGCACCAACGGAGUCCUGAUGAAAGCUGACGUUACCGGAGAGAUCAGAGUUAAGUGCUACCUUCCAACAUGUCCAGAGAUCAGGAUCGGUUUGCUUGAGGAGUUCAGUAUCGGGAAGUCACAGGUCAGAGGUUAUGGAGCAGCCGUGCGGGUGGAUGAGUGCAGCUUCCACCAGGCCGUCAAUCUCGAUGAGUUCGAUGCCUACAGGAUUUUAAAAAUCUGUCCAGGCCAAGGAGAGCAAUCCAUAAUGCAGUACCAGCUAAGUGAUGAGCUACCCUGUCCCCCGCCAUUCCGCCUCUUCCCCACAGUGGAAAAGGAUUAUGGGAACAGGUUGCUGAUCUUCCUGAAGCUGCGCUGUGAUCUUCCACCUCAAAGGUUCAGGCUCUUGCUGAAACGUGCUCGUCUCUCAGGGUCUCAGCAGUCCGGACCAGACAGCAGAACUUCAGCCCAGAAACAAAGCCAUCCAGUGGGACAUCCCCCGCUUCCCAGGAGGGGCUCAGCUCUCCGCCCUGUUCAAGGUGGAGGUUCCAGGUCUCAGCUCGGCCUCUCUGAUGGAGGUGGGACCCGUCAGUAUGAGCUUCGAACUCCCCAAACACACCUGCACGGGACUGCAGAUCCGAUUCGUGCGCCUGUCUCCCACCCAGCAGGGCCCGUCUCACCGCUGGGUCCGCUACGUCACACACUCCGACUCCUACACCAUCCGAAUAUGAUGCUCACACACACUCACACACACACACACGUCAUCAGCGGCACUGAACUGUCGAACCUGACUGUUAUAGCUUUUUGAUUUGUAUACAUUGGGGGUCCGGUGGGACGGUGCAGCUUCUGGUGUGUGUGGUGCACAGUGGCGUACAUCCUCAGACUUGGCUUGGAGCUAUUUAUUAAAACCACCUCCUUGUUUCUACACUCUCCACUUACCAUAUAGAAGCA